Molecule: messenger RNA, 937 nt
Organism: Arabidopsis thaliana (thale cress)
Lineage: Eukaryota; Viridiplantae; Streptophyta; Magnoliopsida; Brassicales; Brassicaceae
Product: Paired amphipathic helix (PAH2) superfamily protein
Exons: 3
Coding region: 330-749 (139 amino acids)
Biological process (GO): negative regulation of DNA-templated transcription; regulation of DNA-templated transcription
Cellular component (GO): Sin3-type complex; nucleus
Molecular function (GO): transcription corepressor activity
Source: RefSeq, marked reviewed
GUCCUAGCGAACUUUGAUCGAUCCUCUUCACUUUGAUCCUAUCUUGUUUCUAUACUGAAAUUCUUAGAUCAAAAUAUAGUGUGACAUAAUCUGAGGAGUAAGUUAGAUUCAAAUCUUCUGGUCGAUAGCUGUAAAUUCCCUUGCAAUGUUUUCUAUGACUCUAAUUGCUAGAUCUGCGCUGGUUGUAUGAAUUUUUGGGAUAAUUUCGAUUAUUUUUCUUUGAACUUAUAUAUCUUGAAUUCGUUUAUUGAGAUUUAAGACUUGUAUUGAUUUUCAAAGUUGUUUAUAUUGGGAGUCGAACAUUAAUCUAUUUUCUCUUCCUCUGGAUAAUGAAGCACUUGCCAGUUGUCAGUUUCAAAACCAUGGUUGCAAAUAAGAAGCUAACUACAACCGAUGCACUUGAUUUCCUCCAUCUUGUAAAAACUAAAUAUCAAGAUAAUCGUGAAAUAUAUGAUAGUUUUCUUACGAUCAUGAAGGAUUUCAGAGGUCAGAGAGCUAAAACAUGUGACGUCAUAUCAAAAGUGAAAGAACUCUUCAAAGGGCAACCAGAGCUUCUCUUAGGUUUCAACACAUUCUUGCCAACGGGGUUUGAAAUAACACUCAGUGAUGACGAACUUACGUCAAAUUCGAAGUUUGCUCACUUUGACGAAGCAUAUGAAUUUGUCAACAAGGUCAAGGUGGCUAUCCUUUUUCAAGGCCAUCGAGACUUGCUUGAGGAAUUUCAUCUCUUUCUUCCACAUUAUGGAUGAAGAAUGAUGAAUUAUGUAUACAAUGAAGCCAUGCAAGUUGUGGUUCAAAGCCACUUUAUCUGCUUCCAUUUGACUCAAUGGGGAUUAUCAUUAGUUUGUUGCUGAACUGGUAAAACUAGUACUCAAUUUUUCAAGUUGUUUUAUACUAUUUAAACUGAAUAUUAUGGAUAAUACACAAAUUAUUUAUC